ACUGGCCGCGCCUGGGCCCCGCUCGCGCGGUCGCCCGGCCGGGUUUUCAGAGCGCGCCCUGCCGCCGGCCGCCCGCGCGGAUCCCGGCCCUCGGCGCUCGCGUCCCGCGCCUCGCAGGGCGGAUCGGGCGCGCAGGGCACGCGGGAGGCGCGGGGGAGGCGCGGGGGAGGCGCGGCCUCGCGAGCGCCGUCGCCAUGGAGACGCGAGGCGGCGCGGGCGAGCGGUAUUUUUGGAGUUAAUGGAGCCAGAAGGACCCUUAGAGUCAGAGAGUUCAGAAAAAUCUGUCUUCUCACAGCCAGAAGAUGAAGAAUUCCAAGGAUCAAAGGAAACAGGCCUUGAGAACCCCCUACUGAAGCCUAUUCUUACUGGGGAUAUAGAAGGUUUGCGAAGGAUUUUUGAGGACCCUGAAGAUCCUCAUCACGACCACGUCAUGGAGCUACUCUUGGAAGAAGACGUUGUUGGGAGAAAUCUGUUGUAUGCAGCUUGCAUGGCCGGGCAGAGUGAUGUCAUUAGAACCUUGGCAAAGUAUGGUGUGAAUCUGAACGAGACAACCACCGGAGGGUACACCCUCCUACACUGUGCUGCAGCCUGGGGUCGUCUGGAAACCCUGAGAGCCCUAGUGGAACUGGAUGUCGAUAUAGAAGCGCUGAACUACAACAACGAACGAGCUCGGGACGUCGCAGCUCGGUAUUCCCAGGCUGAGUGCGUUGAGUUUCUGGACUGGGCAGAUGCAAGACUGGCUCUGAAAAAAUACAUCACGAAGGUCACUUUAACCAUUACGGACCCAGAAAAGGGACUGGGGAAGCUUCUGAAGGAAGACAAGAACUACGUCCUCAAUGCAUGUCGUGCAAAAAAUGAGUGGCUGGAAACCCACACAGACGCUUCCAUUGACGAGCUUUUUGAGCAGAAGCAACUGUUGGAAGAUACUGUGACUCCCAUCCUUGUGAAGAUGACUAUGCCACGUCCAGUGAAAAGUGCCAAAUCUGUAACCUAAGCCAUGGUCAGAAGAGAAGUCAAGAUCACACUUUCCACGGAACAUGCAUUUUGAUUCUAGUGUCAGCAAAAAUAGACCUAUUGAUGCCCCUUGAAGUCAAAAAACUUGAUGUGGGGUUUUAUAAAAAUGCUCAAGUACAAACUCAGUCAUCCUUGCUUUGCUUCCCCUGUGGGGCAUGCUGAUGUGCGGACUUGCCUCUCCUGCAAGCUCAGGUCCCUGGCUUUCAAAGGUCCUUCAGGAAAGCUCUUGGAUAGAAAUCAUUCACAAAGACUGUGUGGAAAACCACUUAGAAAACCUAAUAAUUUUCUGUGUAACUGACAUAAGAAAUUUUCAUUCAGCUGAGGAAGUCCAUUAGAAAAAGACAGCUAUUUCCUGAGGGGGAAAAAUUAUUUUCCCUUUCUCAAAAAGAAAUCUUAGCUUGACCUGGUGGUGCUCGCCUGUACUCCCAGCCACUCUGGAGCCUGAGCCAGCCUCAGCAACUUAAUGAGGCCCCAAAGCGACUUAGAGAGACCCUGUCUCAAAAUAUUUUUAAAAAGUGCUGGGGGAAUGUGGCUCAGUGGUUAAGUGUCCCUGGGUUCAAUCCCCUGGUACCAAAAAAAAAAAAAAACAAAAAACAAAAAACAAAAAAAACUUAUGGAAAGACAUUUUGGAAUAAGGAAAUAAUUGUUCAGAUCAGGGUCCUUUGGUUUUAACUAUUACUUUUUAUUUACAAAUUAAAAUUUACCUGUAAGGUAAGAUAUAGUCUCUCAGUAAAAUCCCUGUUUAUCUUUAACUUUUUUCUAUCUUUAGAUUAUUAAAAACAAAUCUGUGUAGUUUUAUAUUUAGAAGCUUUCCCUAUUCCGUAGGUUUGGCAGUAUAGAUAUAAUGGAACUUCACACGGUAUAGAUACUAUCAUGGAACUCCAUACAAGUAUCCCUCCUGUUCUGUUUUAUAUUUCCUAGAUUUUAAAUGUCAUAGUUGGUUUCCUACUGAUGAUUUGGAAAAUCAUUUUUUCUAGUUUAUUCAGAAGCCCCUAAACCUUCUAUGACCUUGUGGGAAAGUUUAAUAGAAAAGAAAAUGUUAACAAAAAAUCCCAUUUAUUCCUUGUUGUCUCCAAAAUUUUUAAAAUUUUAAAUUUUUUAAAAUUUGGGAUGUUUUUGAUGCAUGAGCACUUCAGUUUUAGUUUCCUUGAGCAAAAGCACAGGGUGAUUGGCGCCCCCCUCGCCCCGCCCCUGUUUCUGGGGGGCUCAGUGGGUGUUUACGGGACAGUACAAAGGAAAUCUGUCUGUUCUUUUCAUGCAGUACGCUUAGCGACUAACAAUUUGGGAAGAGCCAGGGGGCGCUUUUGUUUCUAUUCUAACUCUGCUUUCUGAACUUGAUCUUGAAGACAGCGCUACUUUCCAGGUGUGUGUUCCUGGUGAGUAGGGAGUGAAUCCUGGGUUUAACCUCUGAGAUUCCAAAAGAAGACUGAAACAUUUCUGGCAACCCCCUAAAACAAAAUAAAACCCUCUCUCCCUUUUUUAUUUAUCAAUCUUUUCCUCAGACUUUUUGUAGCUUUUGAUACUUUGCUGAUGCUAUGUUUAUAAAACUCUUUGUAUGGGCACCUUUAUGCCAAGCACGAUUCCCGUACUUUUUACAAUCUGCCUUUUUAGCUCCUUCACCAGCUCCUCUUCUGUGUCUUGCUCAGCUGUGGGAACCUCUCAGAAUCAGUCCUGAGCCUUGGUGAAGCAAUUUGUAAUUCUCUGCCCUAUCACCCUCCCUAUCCCCAAUAUGACAAAGAACUAAUGGGGCCAGUAGCCUCAUUCUGUUUAAUUGUUCACAUUUUUGUCUCUGCAAGUGAAUUAGGAGCUUUUUGAAGGUAGGGACUUGUUGUAUUCUUCCUUAUACCUAAAGAGUCUGUAAGAUAGGAAAUAGUAGGUGAAUGAAAUUGCUUUUAACACGACCUUUUUCUUAGAACUCAUUGGCUCUUCAUUCAUCUCUAGAACUUCUCGCCUUUAUAAAGAUGACUCCCAAACCUUAUUCCACACCUGCCUAUGCCUUGCCCCAUUUCACCCCUCCUCCUCCAACACACAGGCGGUGCACAUCCAGCAUCGUGACUCUUGUCUGGUUUCUGCUCCGACCUGUUUCCUAAGUCUCAUCUUUCAUGCAUGUGAACCUAGUGAUCACCUAGGGGUUCCUAGAUCUCAUUUCCAAGAUUCCUUUGAUUGGAGAUCUGAACAUUCAUUCAUUUCCAUAGGUCUGUAAUUUUCAUCUGUUUCCUGUUGCCUGUUGUGCUGAACUAUAGAUAGAUUUGUGGACGAGUUAAGAUGCCCUUGUACAUUGAUUUAGAGUCUACCCAGGUAGCUGCAUGUCUUUUUCUGAACUUCCAGGAUAAUUACUACUUCAGAGUUCAUACCAAUAAUUCAAGAUAGCCUGCACAGUAUUUGAGAGGCAUUCUGUUAUGAUAAAUUCUAGAGAGUGGUUCUUUAGAUUUUUGUGUUUCAUGGAUCAGAAAAAUGUAAAAAACAACAACAACAACAACAAAAACAGGUGGGGAGGAAAUCGAUAUGAUGUCAUUAAGAAAACUACUACCUAUACCACUUUCAUUUAAUAAAACACUUUUUUACAUCAGAAAAGUUGGGGAGAUACGAUCUCAGUAUAAGGCUUCACCUUUUAAAUUGAAUAGAUUAAGCUUGAUUUUAGAACUUUAUGUUAGAUUUAUUGCUGUCAUUUUGCCACGUGCAAUGGAACUUCUGUUGUGAAUCAGAACUGACUUGUGGCCCAGCCUCAGAACUGCGCUCUAGACAAGCAAAGCCCGUGGACCGCUGGAGAGGUUCUCACGGUGCUCUGGCUUGUGAAGGACUGACUGCGGCAGGCCGUGCUCUCCAAGACAGCCCCUAAUCCCACCUCACAAGCUCUUCUUGCGGUGUGGUUGGGACGUUCCUCAGGGAGAGAUGGGUCUCUGUUCUCCCCUCUUGGAUCUGGGCAGGCCUGUGAUUACAGCGAAAGUGAUUCCAUGUGAUCUCCAAGGCUAGAUCAUAAGCAGGAUAUGGCUUCUGCCUAGUUCUCUUAAGAUGCUCGCUCUUAGAAGUCAGCCCGUGGAGAGACCUGCACGGAAAGGAACCCAGGCCCCAGGCCCCAGGCCACAGCCCUGGCUGAGCUCCAGCCAGCCAUCUUCCCCAACUUGCCAGGUAUGUAAGUCAUCCGGGAAGUGGAUUCUUCAGUCAAGCCACCGAACUGAUGCUGUAUGCAGUAGAGACAAACUUUCUCUGCUGAGCCCUGCCAAAAUGCAGAGCU
Molecule: messenger RNA, 4249 nt
Organism: Sciurus carolinensis (gray squirrel)
Lineage: Eukaryota; Metazoa; Chordata; Mammalia; Rodentia; Sciuridae
Gene: Ankrd45
Product: ankyrin repeat domain 45
Exons: 6
Coding region: 239-994 (251 amino acids)
Molecular function (GO): protein binding
Source: RefSeq, a predicted model, not a curated record